UCCGGCUAGACGGUACAGACGAGAUGCUCAGUGAGAGUAAGCGCGCGAGGUGGUCGCGCGAAUGGGGGGUCAAAGGAAAGAGAGGGGGCAACAGAAGGAUAGACAGGCCUUUUCAGACCCCUCGGUGACCAGUUUAGUUUCUGGUAGGCAUCCGAACUGCCGCGCUGCGCAUGGUCCAGGGAUGACACGGUAACCAGUCAUCAGUCAGCGUUUUCGAGAGAGCCCGGUUCGAUGAUUAUUCGAUGAAACACGAUGGGAAGAAUGACACGAAAUAAUUCUGCUGCGCGAUGUGCUCCGUCGAUCGCGGCGCUCGCCGUCAGAGAUCGUAUCGGUGUUAGUGCAGUCUGACGUUUCUGGGAAGCGAGCGGUUUAACAACUCGCGGCGAUCACUCACGCGCGCCGUUCACGCUGUUGCAUGUCAGAGUUAAAUAAUGUGUUUUUCCUGAAUUAUGAAAUCGAAAAAAAUUAGAAUUGUACCGUGAGAGACGCGUUGAACUUAGAACCAAGGAUGACAGCUCAGUUAAAACGAAGUUGCAAAACACGUAUCUAGAAAAUACGAAGUGAACGGGUGAACCCGCUACCGUGCCGAUUGCAAAUACCACUCGCGCGCGGUAUAUCCCUCGAGCGGGAAUUCGCGCGGUUCGCGUGACGCGUUCGCGAUCGCGCUUUUUUUUCCCCCCUCCCCGAAAUGAUAUUUAAUCGGAGCGCGGGAGAGCCGCGAGCCGAUAAAAUUCGACGAUAAAAAACGCUGCAGUGUGUGCCGUGCGUGAAAACGCGGAGAGCGAACUCGGUUUUUUUUUUCACGCUCGAACGCGCGUUUUACCGCGGCAAGCACUUGCCGCUGGUUAAAUGACACUUGUGAAAUCGACGCACACAUUUUCACCGCUCCGAGCGAGAGCCAUUGGGAAGGAGGGUCGUUGGACGGGGGACAUUCGUACUCGACUCACUUUCGAGCAGUACGUUACGAGAACACUUCCUUGAAGGCAACACCGAUCGCGAGGUGUUUUUCCAAUUCGGGAAAAUUCGAGGAGAAAUUCGGGAAACGCGCGCCAUCGUCCUCGAGAACGAUCCAAAGUACCGGGUGGUUCUCCUAUUCAUUUAAACUCACCAUACUUUAUCACCAUAUUUUUACGUCGAAGACUGACGUCGAAGUUGUUUCUGGGAAGCCGCGUUACGAAGUUAAAGUCACGAAGAUAUGGGAGCGAGUCGUCGUCGGUACGUUCGGGUCUAAGAAUAUCGCGGUGUGGAUCGUUGAACCAGAGCUUCCUUUCUUCUUUCCACGUGUCGAGGUGCCCGGGAGAAAUAAAUCAGAAACUUUCUCUGGCGACGCGCUCGGCUCGACAGUACAGCGUAAACGAUGUCGGGGGACACCACGUCCGAUGAUGAAGGAUCGCAGGAGGAUCCGCCACGAUACGACGUCGACGAUUUAGAAAUCAUCAAAACGAUUGGUACAGGCACCUUCGGCAGGGUGGUUCUCUGUAGGCAUCAUGGAACAUUUCUCGCUCUGAAAAUCCUCUCCAUGGUCGAUGUGAUCAGACUGAAGCAGGUCGAGCACUUGCGCAAUGAAAUCACAAUUCUGAAGGAAGUUAAACACCCAUUCAUUGUCAACAUGCUGUGGAGCGGCAGGGACGAAGCCAGAGUUUAUAUGCUGCUGGAAUUCGUCGCCGGCGGUGAGCUCUUCUCUUACUUGAGGGCGGCCGGGAGAUUCGCCGGACCCACGAGUUGCUUCUACGCAGCCGAGAUAGUUUGCGCCCUGGAUUAUUUGCACAGCAAACAUAUAGUUUACCGGGACCUCAAGCCGGAGAAUCUUCUCCUCGACAGUCAGGGCCAUCUCAAAAUCACCGAUUUCGGCUUCUCCAAGAAACUUACGGACAGAACGUGGACCUUGUGUGGCACGCCAGAAUACUUGGCGCCGGAAAUAAUUCAAAGUAAAGGACACAAUAAAGCCGUGGACUGGUGGGCGUUAGGCGUUUUAAUUUACGAGAUGCUGGCGGGAUACCCGCCGUUCUUCGACGACAACCCUUUCGGGAUCUACGAGAAGAUCCUGAGCGGUAGGAUAGAAUGGCCGAAGCACAUGGAUCCCAUCGCCAAGGAUCUGAUCAAGAAGUUGUUGAUCGCUGACAGAACGAAGAGACUGGGAAACAUGAGGCAGGGCGCCGAGGACGUCAAGAGGCACCGUUGGUUCAAGCUGGUCGAAUGGCCGCUGGUGCCGCAAAGAGCCUUGACACCGCCGAUAAGGCCACGCGUGAAAACGCCCGGCGAUGCAAGCUGCUUCGACGAUUAUCCUGAAACCGACUGGCGUUCCCAACCGCCCUUGCCACCGGACCAGCUAGCUCUAUUCCAAGAUUUUUAACACGACGGUACACCGUCGAAUAGUCACAAAUAUUCUACACUCGCAAAUUCAUCAAGGCACCGCGCUCGAUAGAAGAACUCACUUUGUGGUAUAGAACAAUCGCGAAUCACGAUUCGACGAUACGUUGAUAACAAAUAAUUUUCCAUUCUGUACAUAGGUAACUUUUUAUAUUUUGUUGCAUAUUAUUUAUUUGUACGUGCUCUAGGUUAGGCAUUUCUCCUCGUUGUUUUCGUGAGAUUCUGUAAAUAAAGGUUGAACAGUAAAUUUUAA
Wasmannia auropunctata (little fire ant) is the source of this 2623-nucleotide messenger RNA. It is a transcript of the gene Pka-C3, whose product is annotated as cAMP-dependent protein kinase catalytic subunit PRKX. NCBI's taxonomy places the organism in Eukaryota, Metazoa, Arthropoda, Insecta, Hymenoptera, Formicidae. Gene Ontology annotation, molecular function: protein serine/threonine kinase activity; ATP binding. Bases 1358 to 2353 code for a protein of 331 amino acids. The transcript is spliced from 5 exons. The record is from RefSeq and is a predicted model, not a curated record. Gene Ontology annotation, biological process: protein phosphorylation.